AUGUGGCAGAUUAAAGAUGCGGUGGAGUCGGUUUCUGCUGGUUCUGAUGGACUGUUUAUCUGGGAAGAGGCACAGAAAUACUGCAGAGAGAAUUAUACAGACCUGGCCAGCGUGUUUGACAUGGCAGACAUGGCGAGACUGCGUGAAUCCACAGAGUAUGAAGGAAAGAAGAGAGACGGUAAAUCAAUCAAUUUGAUUAAAGAGUCCAAGAACUGGACACAGGCUCAGAACUACUGCAGAGAUCACGACACUGACCUGGCCAGUGGACUCGAUCAGGCGGAUGGGAAAGAAUUCAAGAUCCUGAAGCAGUCUCAGGGCUCUCCGAUGACAGUUUGGAUCGGCCUGUUCAGAGACACCUGGAGGUGGUCAGAUGGAAGUAAUUUCUCUUUCAGGCACUGGAAUAUGGAGUCAUUUAAUGACGGACAAAACAACAAGAAAUGUGCUGUGACUCUGUUAAACAGAUCAGGAAAAUGGGGCUCUGAUGAAUGCAACAACAAAAAUCCUUUCUUCUGUUAUGAUGAUAAAUUGAUUCUGAUCAAUGAAAACAAGACCUGGGAGGAAGCCUUGGAUUACUGCAGACUGCACAACACUGACCUGGUCUCCAUCACUAACCCUCACCAACAGAGAGAGGUUGAGAGGAAAGCCAAGAAUGCCAGCAGUCCCUACGUAUGGGUGGGACUGCGCUACUCCUGCGUGAUGGAUCUGUGGUUCUGGAUCAGUGACAAACGAGUCUGCUACGAGAACUGGGCUGAUAAAGGAAAGAUUGAUGAGUGUCAUAGGUGUGCAGCUAUGGAAAGAGGAGGACGGUAUCAGUGGGUCAGUCAAAGUGAAUAUGAGAAAUAUAAUUUUAUUUGUUCUAAACAAUAA
Messenger RNA from Pelmatolapia mariae (spotted tilapia), 867 nucleotides. Its product is annotated as macrophage mannose receptor 1-like. NCBI's taxonomy places the organism in Eukaryota, Metazoa, Chordata, Actinopteri, Cichliformes, Cichlidae. The record is from RefSeq and is a predicted model, not a curated record. Bases 1 to 867 code for a protein of 288 amino acids. The transcript has 4 exons.